AUGUCGGCAAUUUUCCCGUCUCUCUACACGACGACUCCGGUAGUUGACGAUGCCAACGGAGUCAGCAGCGCAGCAGGAGAAGAGUCUACUGGUAGAACUUCUGGAGCAGGUGGGCUACAUAUGUCAGGCCCGCUCGAUGAAUGUUGUGAACAACAGGACGUGGAGACAACCAGAAUAGAUUGUUCACCACCUACUUCGAGCUGCUCUUUUUCUCCACGCUUCCCCGUAGCUCAAACCAGGCAAUCGGGACCUCUACAACAGCACGAUUUGAACAACGUGGUUGUAACCCAGAUAAAGUCUUAUGUCUUGGACGGUCGUUAACAUACAGAAGGGUGAAUUUGCAGUGAAUUUGUAUUGCGUGGCAUGAUGCAUGAAUUAGAGGGCAUAUGAAGAGCGCGAGAAGGACACCAGGCAGUCAGCGUUCCGUGUAAGUAGUUGAAAGGCUGUCACUUGCCUGGUGCCACUUGGAUGGUGACGCUCACUGUCAGAGCCUAAAGUAGAGACGCACGUCUUUGCAGCUGCCUGGUGCGACGUUGCCAAGAAGUAAAGGCGGCCUCUGGCGGUCUCACAAUACAACACUGCCUCUGCGGAGUUCAUAGUGGGUCGAGAGGGAGGGGGCCGAGGGCAAACUUUAGCGCAGAAAAGUGCUCAAGGAAGUCCGCAAAUAGGCCCUGGGAAGUGGGGCCGAGGGGAAAAGGCAAGCGCCCUCUGCUGCCCCCCUCAGCCCUUUUAUAUUCUGCCGAAAAGGCCGGGAGAGCUCACGCGCCUGCCGGAUAGACGCGUCAGAGCUCUUGGCCUGGUCCUUUUGCCCUUGCUUUCGCGCCUUCUUGCCUGAUUGCAUGUGCUUCGCAGCACUGUCCUUUUGGCGUCUUUGCCGCGGCUGCUGCAGUGCUCUUAUACGGGCACAGGGAGAUGACGAAUAGACAUGGCCAAAGAACGGCACCCAGGCCAUGUCUAGAAGUUGCCCGCCGCAUAAGCCUUGACUUUUGCGGUGUGCAGAGCCCACUACUUCCCAGAAGGCCAAGAGGGACAAUGUCCCGGCGGACUCAUCUGCAAUUUGUCAUGCAAAAUUCACUACAAAUUCACCACUUCUCAUGCUAACGGGUGUUAAAGCUCUAGAUAAAGGCCGAAGCUCAAACGCGGUCGGAGGUCCUACAACAACACCAUUUGAACAACGUGGUUGUAACCCACAUAAAAAAGUCCGAAGAUACGACCAGCUGCACUACAACUUCCACCUCGUCCACUGCUCUACUCCGCCGUCCUCCUCCCUCCUGCGUGGACUCCACCCCGAUCGAAUGCUGCCAGCCGUUUCUGAGUGCGCUACCCGACGCAAUUCUCGCGAAAAUCCCCUCCUCUCCCAUCAUGAACCGCCGGCAGUCCGUAUUGAGAGGAAAAAUCCCCCCUCCCCAUAUCGAAAAGGUAUCUUUCCGAAGAUUUGUGUUGCUGAUUUGAGGUCACAAAUCACAUUUCUCUUGCAAGAAGGCAAGGGCAGAAGCUUCCGCCCCAUUAUGGAAGCGAUUUGCCAUGUUGUUGGGCCUAAAGGUCAGCCGUUUGCAAUGCUGAACAACUAGGCCCAUACGCCCCUACCUAGCCUGGGGAUCUGCUCGGUAUGCCUUCCUGCAAUACAAAUCGGAUUUGUGUACGCAAAUCCAGCAUCACAGAUUUCCUUUUUGAUAUGGGGAGGGGGGAUUUUUCCCUUUCAUAGUCCGCCUUCGACGCCGGGGGAUUAUUCUCGAGUCGCCCGAAGUGGAAGAAUCCCGAUCUAGUCCGCGCACGGGUCCGGUUCCUGUUGCAGGUGCGGAGCUUGCAGCACCGGCUGUUUUUCGAUUGCGAAGAAGGUGGAUCUUCUUCUUCGCUAGGAGUUGUACUAGGCGGGCCACAGCAUUUUGGUCAACAUGGAGGACAAGAGCUGCAAGAGGAGUGUAACGUUUUUCUCGGAACGGGAACACCAAACACAGCAGGCGCAACUGCUUCAUCAUCAUCAUCAUCCGCGAGUGGUUCUUCUUGUGGUGCUACUUUGUCAACGCUAAAUGCGAGGAGUUCUUCUUCUUCUACUUCUCCGCCACGACUCGGUGCAUUGCCCGCCGAACUACUCCAUAUUGGGAAAAAUUUUUGCGAAAACACGACGGGUGGGGGUGCAGCGACAGGAACAGCCACGAACUCUACAACACCUCCAACAACAGGAGCUGGUGCAGGAAUUGUUCCCUUAUCGACGGCGCAUCAGCAUCACCCGGUGGAGCUCUUGCCCAGGUUGGACGAAAUAUACCACCAAGAAUUUUUCGCGGACGAGGGAUCGCUCGCGAGUAUACCGGGCAAGCUAGUGACAACGGCUGCAUCUUCGAGCAGUAGAACAAACGCAAUGCACAACUUACCAGCGACUACCGCGGAUCCUCAGCAGGAUCAUUUCUUUCUCCUCUCACCGAAGGGUUAUGGUUGGGGUACUAGUAGUGCAACUACUGCGCCGGGCACUAGUACGCCCCGGCUGUACAACAACGCAAUACUAGGCGGACCAGGAACCUCUAGUGCAGCGGUCGGCGUCUGUAUCGACAAGCACAACCACUGCAUGAGCAGCAGUUCUACUUAUGCAGCCACGACUUGGUCCUCCGGAACAUCAAGCGGAAGCCGAGCAACGACAGCGACGUUGUCCGUGUCGUCCCGCACCUCCUCCCCGCGGUCCAAGCGCACCUGCUCCAUGCGGACGAAUAGCUUCGGGUCAAACCUCGAUGAGCUGGAGAAUUCGCCGACGGUGCAAAAAUGGAUCGAGAUCGAGAGCAUUGAGAAGCAGAUUUUUGAGUCCGACUUGCUGGCGCUGAUCUUGGAAUUUCUCUUACUCCCCACCAGCUUUAUCCGGCUGUCGAAGGUCUCCAAGUCCUUCCAGCACUACGCGAAUUUGCUAAUCCGGGGGAAGAUGCCAGCGAAAAACUGCAUUUUCACCAUGGACCGCACCGGGUUCUUCGUUUCGGAUAGAAACUUGAACAAUCUGCGAGACGUGUGGGAGAAAUCGAAGUAUGCGAAAAUGAUCGGGAAAAACGCACGGUUGGUGAAGAAAAUCCCGGAAGAGGAGGGGAGAAAAAUCUGGGAAAAACAGAAGAGGAUAUACCUAGCAGCUGCGUUGAAUAGUAGUAGUUCAUCGACCACGGGUUGUAGUUCUUUCACUAGCUGCUUCAGUAGGGAUUUGCUCCGGAAAAGACGGAGGAGAGCGUCUUCCAGUUUUUACGAAGAGGAAGACUUUGUUUCAAAGAACAACAAAAAUCCAAUAGCUUUUCCCAGCGGCUGCGGCAAUAGUUCUGGAUGCAGUAGUUGUGUGGUCGACGUGAGCGACAGAAGUAGUGCGGGCAAAAUCGGCGUCGAGAAGAUCCCCGUGACGGCAUCAUUCGCACAACGUCAUGGAGAUCAACAUGCUGACGCCUCGGCAUUCUUCACACGACCGUCAACAUCCCAGAGCAAAGAUGAACUACAGGUGGAGUACAACCUCGUCAAGGACCAAGAACCUCACGCGCAGCAGGAAAUUUUGGCGGAUUCUAGAGCUACUUCUACCUCUUUCCCUCUCUGCGCCCCCAACCAAACAACAAAACCCACCACUUCCUACGACGCGGAGGAGGCGGAAGCGCGGAAGUUUUACGAAAGAAUUUUCGACGCGGAGACGUCCACCGUGGAUCCCAAACUGCUCGGCAAGGUGCUGUUUCAGUGCGAAAUCCAGCUGAAUACCACUUUCAUCCCUGUGGGCAGGUUCCAGAACCACACCUGGCGCCAGAACGUGGUGUUCGUGCUGGUCGAUUUUACCGACCUGGUGCUGGUCCUCGCGCCCCAUCAGCUCACGCAGGUGUGUAGUAGCAGUAGUGGUGGUGGUGGUCAAGGUUCUUGCGCUGAAAUGUCAAAUAGCAGUUCUUCUGCAGGCGGAUCAAGUAGCAGCUCAUCAUCUUCUGCGAGCAAAAGUUGGGUGGAUCAGAACUUCGGACGACGGGCGUUUGUCACAGUGAGUGAUUUCUACCACUCGGAAUUGGAUGGGAAGUACUGGUGACAUAGUGUAGUUCCGAUGGAAACUACAUGGAGCAACACAAGUUGAGGAGCAGCUGUGGAAGCGAAAUGUAAAUCAAAUGUGCUAUCAUGUGUCUAGUACUUCUUCUUCUACUUCGAUGUCCACGGUAAGCGCGAACUUCUUACUAAUGUGAAGGAUUGGAUGAAUCUGCAAUAAAUCGACCGACGUACAGUUCUUAAAGAAGCGACUCGAUUCGGAAAAAUGGUUUGUUCCCCUUGCUUAACUGUGUCGUGAUUUUCUGCCAAAUUUAAUACAGGAAAAUGAAAAAGACCGCUGGUAU
Amoebophrya sp. A120 is the source of this 4319-nucleotide messenger RNA. Lineage: Eukaryota; Dinophyceae; Syndiniales; Amoebophryaceae. The record is from the annotation of a GenBank genome assembly.